Molecule: messenger RNA, 3554 nt
Organism: Panicum hallii
Lineage: Eukaryota; Viridiplantae; Streptophyta; Magnoliopsida; Poales; Poaceae
Product: protein NEDD1
Exons: 10
Coding region: 79-2400 (773 amino acids)
Biological process (GO): regulation of phragmoplast microtubule organization; regulation of microtubule nucleation; positive regulation of cytokinesis
Cellular component (GO): kinetochore microtubule
Molecular function (GO): protein binding; gamma-tubulin complex binding
Source: RefSeq, a predicted model, not a curated record
CGCACCUCCAAACCCCACCCCGUCGCCCUCCCUCCCUCCCGAACCCUAAAUCCGCGAGCCGUCGCCGCCCGUGGCCCGAUGGGGUUCGUGGAUCCGGCGGCGCCGCUGCUGGCGACGUGCGGCGGCGACACGGUGAAGCUCUUCGACGUCACGGUGGAGUCCGGCGACCCCUGCGUCCUCGCAUACACCCCCGCGCCCGGCAACCCCGUCAACGCCGUCAAGUGGAACCACACCAAUCUAAUUGUAGCAAGCGCCGGGGAUGAUAAGAAGAUCUCAUUGUGGCAUAAAAAAGGUCAAAAUGUAGGACAGCUACCAACAUCCACUGUUGAUCGUGGUGAUGACAUAGAGGAAUGCAUUUAUUCUAUCAGUUUUAGCAACAAAGGUUCUCGAUAUCUUUGCUCUGGUGGGAGUGGCCAUAUUGUCAGAAUAUGGGAUUUGCAGCGGAAGAGAUGCAUCAAAUGGCUAAGCGGUCACACUGACACAAUUACUGGUGUAAUGUAUAACUGCAAAGAUGAACAUUUGGCAUCAAUCAGCAUGAAGGGGGAUCUCAUUCUUCACAAUCUUGCUUCUGGAGCACGUGCUGCUGAACUUAGUGAUCCAAAUGGACAGGUUUUGAGAGUGCUUGAUUAUUCACGAAACAGUAGACAUUUAUUGGUGACAGCAGGAGAUGAUGGUUCUGUGCAUCUUUGGGAUACAACUGCAAAGUCUCCGAAGGUGUCAUGGCUGAAGCAACAUUCUGCACCCACAAGUGGUGUUUGUAUCUCGCCAUCAAGUGACAAGAUAAUUGCUACGGUUGGCCUGGACAAGAAGUUGUACACAUUAGAUUCAUCGUCAAGAAGACCAACACACACCAUUCCUCAUGAGGCCCCAUUCUCCUCAUUGGCAUAUAAUGAUGAUGGUACUAUAUUAGCUGCAGGCACAAAUAGUGGACGUGUGAUAUUCUAUGACGUCCGGGGAAAACCUCAGCCAUUGACCAUUCUUCGUGCCUACAAUAGCUCUGAGGCUGUGACAGGUUUAUGUUGGCAACGGUCGAAACCUGUCAUUGUUAAUGAGAACAGUUCUUCUGAAGUUGCUCUUCUUGGGGGAACUAGUGAAGAGUCUGUUCUUAUGCCAGAUCCCUUGCCUUCAGCAACACCUACAAGUUUUUCUUCUGGAGUGGUCACUGUAGGUCUUCGCUCUUCUUUGACACCAAACACAAGUGGCUUUCUUUCAACCUCAAACUCUUCUACCAUGGAGGAAACUCCAUAUAGAGCACGUCCGUUAUCUGGAGGACCAUUAUCAAAGCUACAGGCUCCUCGUAGUAACUAUAAUCUAAAGGAUGAUAUGGAUGUCUUUUCUCCACUUGUUGAUGUCCAGCCUUUCACACCAUCUAGUGGCAGCUGGUGGGAUGAGCAUGGAAAUGAUGAUACCAAAAAAGAUGAUAAACCAGGAGAAAAGAAAUUGUCAACAACUAGGAAGUUUUCGUAUAUGGAAGGGAAUGAUGAGCCUCAUGCAAUCUCAGAUUGGAGGUCUACUGCAAAUUCAAGACAGGACUUCUCAUCUGUGACUACUACAUCCAUGCCAUCAUGGAAAAGUGAACUGUCUAUAUCUUCGCCAGAGACAGCAACUGGAAAUGCAUUACCAGAUAGGCUAACUCAACGUCAACAGAUCUCACGCUUUGGGGCUUCAGCCUUUUCAACAGGUGGCUUGGCUUUUACAGCCUUACAAGAUUCAUCUUCCACCGGUCACUCGCUGAAGGGUUCUCUAACAAGUAACAUUUUAAUGAACCUACAAAACAAGGGCAUCUUGAGCAACUCACACUCUUCCCUGGACGCAUCGUCUCCCAACCUUCAGAGUUCACUUCUCUCAUCCUAUGGUUCGAAGGCUGUUUCAUCUGUGAAUCCUGAUCAAACAGGAGAGGCACAAUCCAGUUCUAUGUGGAGGCCAACAACAUAUACUGAUAAAAUGAGCUCAUCUUCUGUUUUUAGUGAUGGGUUAGCUUCAGCGUUUGGCUCACCGAAAUCAAAGAAGACGGGAGCUGAAACAAAAGAUGAGUUGCUCAGUAGUCUUUUGUCAAGACAAGAGGCUGCAACUGCCUCUUCAUCUCCAAGCCCUCUAGCAAGCAAUGGGGUAGGGCCGCCACAAUUGUCAAACACAAGUUCUUCAACUGAUCAGCAGGGAGCUUCUUCCUUCUCACUUCAGUAUGUGCAGCGCAUGCUUGAAGAAUCUCUUGGGUCUGUUCAGAAGUCCAUCCAUGAGGAUGUGAGAAAUCUCCACAUUGAACUUUUAAGACAGUUUCACAUGCAGGAGAUGGAAAUGUCUGGCGUGCUGAAUUUGGUCCUGGAGAAGGUGGAAGGCCUGACAAAGGAAGUGCAGCAACUAAGAAGGGAGAACCAACAGCUCCGGCAGCAGCUUCUCUAAUCUUUGAUUGGUGGGAUGGGGGUGUUGGGGCUGCGGUGUUCUCAGUUCGGCAUUGUUGUGCUUUGUGGAAGGGAAUCGGUUUCUCUGACAUGACGUGUCAAUGUGACGUGGUCUACGUCAGAUGGGCCCCAUGCUCAUUGGGCCCGCACAUCAGCGACCAUGUCAAGGUGCAGUUAUGUUAGAGGAUCUCCUUCGGGAAGUGGAAGAUAGCAGUAUCCACUGGUUUCUGAGGUAGGCCCGGAGAUGGUUUAUUCGUAUGUUGGUUUGUCUAGUUCAUGACAAAUAGGAAGUUCAUGUUCGACACCGUUGUACAUAUAAGCCUCCUAGUUUAGAAGCAUAUUGAUUUAUCGGUUUCUCUAUUUGUUAUGUUGUGGUGGACUGGUUCCAUAUGUUGGUGACACCUGGGCGGCCUAAUUUUGGAUGGCCUAUGUGAAAGGCUAACAACAGAGAGGUUUUCAAUCCAGAGUGACUUUUCUGCACACGGGCUCAGGUGCCCACCCAUAUGCAUCACCGUCAGAAUAGAUACUAACGGCACGGAUUUUUUUGAUAAGCUAACAGAGACUAACGGUGUGAACUGAUCCAAAAGCUCUUUUUUCUCACGGGAUGGACCAACGACGACCUUAUUCUUAUGCCCACAUCUCCUCCAUCCCCCCCAAGACCUGAGCAGUACUCCUCUUCCUCCCUACUGGUGCUCAUCCCUCCUCCACAGGCUGCGGAUCCAUGGCUGUGGGUUCUUGCCGGUGGGCUCCUACCCUUCGUCUCCAUCUCAUCUACAUGCAGAGGAAUGGUUGGAUUAGCGAAGAAUGUGGCGGAUCUGCUGAGGAACAUGCUCCACGGAGGUUGUUUUCUCAUGCAUAGCUGGAUUUCUCGACAUUCUCUCCAGCUUUUCGUUGGGUGUGUUAGGAUGAUUCUAGCUCUCUUGUUGAGCCUUGUUCAUUGCUUCUGUUAAUGUGUGUUCUUGAUUUUACCCCUGCGGUGGUGUCUUUUAUUGUAUCUCAUAUUACAGGCUUACCUCACAUCAUAUGAGGGUCGCGUAUAGAUGCAAAGAUGCAUGGAUUUUUUUUCUUUGUUGUUGUCAGGUUUUUUCUUUUUUGACAAAGAUUUCAUCAACGAGAUUGGAAUGGAAAGAGGACGAUUGGAAGUUCUUUCGACUA